AUGGGGAACUGCUCCGGACGAGAUGUAGAGGCAGUGGAAGCAAGGGCGGUCGGCGCGCGCGGUCCGGACGUGCGAACGAUUCGACCUGUCGGCACGGUGAACACUCCGCAACGCUCGCAACGGAGGCGGUCGAAGUUGACCGCUUCCUUCACCGAGUCGCUCCAACGACAGAAACACAAACCUGCCCUUGAAAGAAGCAACAGCAUGCGGCAGAAAACCCAUCGCUUUUCUCUCAACUUCAUGCCACGCCAAGAGUCGGACAUUCCGAUCGCCGAAGACGAGCUCGCUCCACGACAUUCCCUGGACCGAAAGAAGGUUCCACGGACACCAGACACUGAGUACUACCGCAGCGACACCGAUGAAAUCAGCAUCGACAUUGACUUGAUCCUCGGGAACGACGUCGACUCGCCCGGAGUGAUCCACGCGCGAUGGGGAGAACCAGCGGUGGACCCCGACGAAGAGGAAGUGUGUAUGGACUACCAAGCGAACCCGUUCAAGGUGGGGUUCUGCAUUAACUGCCAAAAGCAGCACGAGUUUACGGCAACGGGCGAAGUCAAACCUACGAAAGAGUACAAGCGGAUAUCGACCUUCAACGUGUGGCAACUGCAAAUGCCGGCAAACCCCAACAUCUCGACUGCACCAGAGGCAAUGAUUGGCGUCGGGCGGAAGAACAUCAGCUAUAGCCAGCGCAACCUCCGGCUGUCAACUCUGUCGGACGGUGGGCGCGAGUCCGACAUCGACCUUGCCGAGAUACUCAAGCAGCGAAGGGACAUUCUGCUCCAGCUCGAACUUGUCAAACAACAGCAGCACAAAGCAUCGUCCUCGGCUCCGAUCCUGACCGCCAAGGCGGUUGCAAAAUCCAUCCCCAUGUCGACCGCAGCGUCUGCCCCGAAGGCUGUCGCCGCCGCCAAGGCAGUGCCUGCUAGCUCCCCCAACGACGACAGCUGGCUUUGA
Aphanomyces invadans is the source of this 954-nucleotide messenger RNA. RefSeq lists its product as hypothetical. Bases 1 to 954 code for a protein of 317 amino acids. Lineage: Eukaryota; Oomycota; Saprolegniomycetes; Saprolegniales; Verrucalvaceae. The record is from RefSeq and is a predicted model, not a curated record. The transcript has 3 exons.